UUCACAGCAUGGUCCCGUUUAGAGAAGGGUGGUGGGGAAGUGGGCUGCAAUGAAAACCAAAAAAGGGUGGAAAUCCUACACAGGAUCCCAGUGGGAAAUCUAAUGACCCAACUCAGAUGACUGCAAGCCAGUUGCGGUGCAACAAGGCUGGAGAAUGCCUGAUGAACACUGGAAGCAUAAUGCUAAUAAUGGCUAUCCUGUACACUUGCAUUGAUUGGUGGAUUCACUUCAAAGAUCCCCAAGAAGAGCUGAAACAACUGAUUGGCCCUUUCCUGGCCAUAGUCGCACUUGGUUUCCUAUUCCUAGGUUUCUUCUUGCAUGUGAAGGCUCACGACGAUGGAACACCUAUGGUGCACACCUUCCGAGUUUUACCAUUUUUGCCAAUUACAUCACCGACGCCAGUACUAGUUAAGUCAACUGGUAAAACUCAAGAAGCACGCCAGGCCAAUGGGUCCCAGACUGACAACUCCGUGAACGACAUUGAUGGAGCACUGCCUCCAUAUGAUGCGGUGUAUCGUGCAAACAGUUUCCCUGUCCCAAUGGAGGUCCGACGAGACGAACACGCAAUAAUCCACUCCAGUCGUCCGGGAUCAGUGGGCCUUCGGAGUCCGGGCUCGGUCCUGGGACUCUGUGGCUUUCAUCUCAAUGUACCUCACCAAAGCCUGCACCUUCUCAUCCUGUUCAAGACAACAAAGCCUCACAACAGAGCCAAGCACAUUUUCUAUGGAAGAAUUGUAAUUCGAAACACACUUGAAAGCACCCCCCCCCCCCCCCCCCCCCCCACCAAGCCCAAGGCCUCCCUCCACACCCAUUGUCAAAUGCUGUGA
Maylandia zebra (zebra mbuna) is the source of this 827-nucleotide messenger RNA. RefSeq lists its product as uncharacterized. NCBI's taxonomy places the organism in Eukaryota, Metazoa, Chordata, Actinopteri, Cichliformes, Cichlidae. The record is from RefSeq and is a predicted model, not a curated record.